This is a messenger RNA of Dromiciops gliroides (monito del monte), 1770 nucleotides long. It is a transcript of the gene ARSH, whose product is annotated as arylsulfatase family member H. The record is from RefSeq and is a predicted model, not a curated record. The coding region runs from base 1 to 1770 and encodes 589 amino acids. Gene Ontology annotation, molecular function: arylsulfatase activity. Lineage: Eukaryota; Metazoa; Chordata; Mammalia; Microbiotheria; Microbiotheriidae. The transcript is spliced from 10 exons.
AUGAACCUCCCAUCAAAUGACUGGAGCUGUUGGACUUUAAUAUCAAUUUGUUGCUUAUUUUGGAGAGUGAGUGGAUUGAACCCAUCAAUGAAUUCUAGGCCUAAUAUUGUACUCUUCAUGGCAGAUGACCUUGGAAUUGGAGAUUUAGGUUGCUAUGGUAAUAAUACAAUGAGCACCCCUAAUAUUGAUCGCCUUGCUAGAGAAGGUGUAAAACUCACUCAGCACCUAGCAGCAGCUUCAAUGUGCAGUCCAAGCAGAGCUGCUUUCCUGACCGGCAGAUACCCCAUCAGAACAGGUAUGAGUUCUUCCUUCAAUAUGAAUCGUGUCAUCCUUUGGCUUGGCGGUUCAGGAGGCCUUCCAACAAAUGAAACCACAUUUGCCAAGCUGCUUCAGCAACGUGGUUAUAAGACUGGAUUGAUAGGAAAAUGGCAUCUAGGUUUAAGCUGUGCCUCUCGAAAUGACCACUGUUAUCAUCCACUAAACCAUGGGUUUGAUUACUUUUUUGGGAUGCCUUUUACUCUCCUAAAUGAAUGCCAGUCGACAAAAAGACCUGAGAUGCACAGAGCCCUCAGGAUCAAACUUUGGAUUUCCAGUGUGGCUCUUGGCCUUGUGCCUGUCUUACUUCUGAUUCCCAUAUUUUUUGGAUGGUUCAAAGUUCCAUGGACUAUUGUGAUCAUCACUGCUCUUUUGGCCAUCUUGUUUUUCAUCGCUUGGUAUUCUAGUUACGGAUUCAUUCGUCGUUGGAAUUGCAUCCUUAUGAAAAAUCAUGAGAUUAUUCAACAGCCCAUGAAGGAAGAAAAAGUGACUUCUCUGAUUUUGAAAGAGGCUCUUUCAUUUAUUGAAAAGUACAAACGUGGGCCCUUUCUCCUCUUUGUGUCCUUUCUUCAUGUCCACACUCCACUUGUAACUAAAGAGAAGUUUGUUGGGCGUAGUAAAUAUGGUUUAUAUGGGGAUAAUGUAGAAGAAAUGGAUUGGAUGGUAGGCAAAAUACUUGAUGUUAUCGACCAGGAAUAUUUGAGAAAUAACACACUUGUAUAUUUUACUUCUGACCAUGGAGGUCAUUUGGAGUCUCAGGAAGGAAAAUCCCAGCUUGGUGGUUGGAAUGGAAUAUACAAAGGAGGCAAAGGAAUGGGAGGCUGGGAAGGGGGAAUUCGGGUGCCAGGAAUAUUUCGAUGGCCAACAAUCCUUCCAGCUGGUUUAGAGAUUAAUGACCCUACAAGUCUCAUGGAUAUUUACCCAACAUUGUCUUAUGUUGCUGGAGCAAUGUUGCCACAGGACAGAAUAAUUGAUGGCAAGAACCUGAUGCCUUUAUUACAAGGUAGAGUUUUUCAAUCAGGACAUGAAUUCCUCUUCCACUACUGUGGAAUAUAUUUACACACUGUACGGUGGCAUCAAAAAGACUGUGGUACAGUGUGGAAGGCUCAUUAUGUGACUCCAAAAUUUCAGCCAGAGGAAGGCGGAGCCUGCUAUUGGAGUGGACUUUGUUCAUGUUCUGGGCAUGUCAACUACCAUGAUCCUCCUUUGCUAUUUGAUAUUUCAAGAGACCCUUCUGAAGAGCAUCUUCUUACCCCUGAUAAUGAGGGACUUUUUGAUGCUGUGAUAAAGAAAAUGGAAGAGGCAGUGAAAGAGCACCGGAGAACAUUGUUGCCAGUUCCACAGCAGUUCUCUGUGUUCAACACCAUCUGGAAACCAUGGCUCCAACCUUGCUGUGGGACUUUCCCAUUUUGUGGCUGUGAUGAGGAAGAUGACACUCUGCCUACUGGACUAUGA